This is a messenger RNA of Phlebotomus argentipes, 859 nucleotides long. RefSeq lists its product as uncharacterized. Bases 60 to 497 code for a protein of 145 amino acids. The record is from RefSeq and is a predicted model, not a curated record. The transcript is spliced from 2 exons. Lineage: Eukaryota; Metazoa; Arthropoda; Insecta; Diptera; Psychodidae.
UCAGAGGGCAAAUUCAGUUUAAGACUUUGUGUUGCGUAAAGAAUUUGCAUUGCUCAGCGAUGCCGGGCGAAAUGAAAUUCUUGGGUGUGUUUUUGGUAGUUUUUGCACUUCUGGCGGUGGAAAUUCGUGCAAAUGGCGAUACGAUUCAAAAUCAUGAGGAAAUAGAUUGUUUGGUUUACAACAAUUGCACUUCCACUGCAACUCCUUCAGAUGAAACCACCUUGGAAAUCACCUCUACGCCACUGAUAAGCACCACAGAUUCUCCAAAUCCUCCUGGAUCUGAGUCAAAGCCUGCAUUGUGCGAGUUCUCGUUAAACAAGUACGGCGCCUGCUUCUUCUGCUGCAAGGAGAAGAACAAGCCUGGUCGGAGUUGCUGCAGGACCAACAGCUUCUUCUGCAUGCGCAUGUUCGGAAUGGAUGAGAAUGCUGGCUGGAACCAUGGCUGGGAAUACAGCUGGAACCACGGCUGGAUCUAUGAAGACGACUAUUCUCACUGAUAAACUGCUGCUGCGCGCACUUUCACCGCCCGGACCUGUUGCUGUUUGGAUUACUCAUCAUCAUUGCCGUCUAUCCAAAUAUUUCUCGCGAUUCUCCCCAACUUCGCUGGCGUGAACUUUUUCAUCACAACUCCGCGGCGUGAGCGAGUGAUGGACGAUUGUGCAGACGGAUGGAGGAAUAUAUUCCCGAAUGAUCAAUGCAAGGUGUAUUAUUUCAUUGAGCGUCAAUAUUUACACAUGUGUGAGCGUGCUCUACGAGGCAUAAAAGAUACUGUGUAUGUAAUUUAAAGGUGUCUGAAACAGGUUUUCUUGAGUACUACUCGCCGUCUCUUCCCCCACGGUUCAUGGUCGAUCUCUGGGCA